UUAAAACGAAGAAAAUGCAGCAUUUUGUUGGUAUUGCAGUGAUCUUACUACUAACAUUUUUCAAAUGGUCACAAGGCAUUAAAUUAGUGUGUUAUUAUGACAUGUCAAGUGCCAGUAGAGUGGGUCGAGCAAAAUUUACUUCUCAAGAUAUGGAACUUGCUUUGAGUUAUUGUACUCAUGUUAUAUACAGUUAUGUGACCAUAACACCGGAUAAAUUAAUCCUUACGGCUCAAAUGCCCGAAAAGGAACAGGAACUAGCCAAUAUGCAAUAUUUUAAAAAUAAAUAUCCCAAUGUUAAGUUUCUUCUUAGUAUUAGCGGUGAAAAUAAUGACAAAACUACUAAGAGUUUUUUACAACUAUUAGAAGAUCGGCAGGCCACGAAAAUUUUAAUUAAAUCACUAAUGGAUGUGUUAAUCAAAUAUAAAUUUGAUGGCUUAAGUUUGGAUUUCCCCUUACCGACAGUAUUGCCUACUAAACCGCGUCACACUAAAGUGUGGAAUUUUUUUAUUAGUUUAUUUAAAAUUCAUCAUUUUGAUACUGAUCCUAAAUAUAUGGAACACAGAGAUCAGCUAACGAUUCUGAUACAACUAUUAAAAGCCCAUUUUAAUGAACGCAAUCUUAUGCUGACAUUGAACGUAUUACCCAAUGUAGAUUCGAGAAAAUAUUUUGAUAUCCCUGAGAUUAUAAAUUAUUUAGACUUUGUUAUUCUAUCGGCAUUUGAUUUUUGUACACCUCAACGUAAUCCCCUAGAAGCUAAUUUCAUGUCACCUAUAAAAAUUCCAAAAUCCGCAACACUUCCACAUAACAGUGAUUUGUCUUUGGGAAAUAUUAAAGAUUUUUAUAAAUUCUGGCAUUCGCAAAAUGUACCGCGACACAAAAUCGUUAUUGGUGUUGCUGCUUACGGUCGUUCUUGGAAAAUGACAAAAUAUUCGAAUAGUAAUGGUGUGCCUCCAGUUUACUAUACGGAUGGACCAGCUACUGCUGGCCCCCAAACCUAUACGCCUGGAUUUCUAUCUUAUCCUGAGAUAUGUGAAAAGUUAAGUGAUUCUCAGUUAAGAAAUGUAACUGAUCCUAAAGCAAAAUCUGGUGUUUAUGCUUUUCGUCCGGCAGAUAGUCAUGGUCAUUUUGGUAUUUGGAUUAGUUAUGAAGACUAUAUAACGGCUGGAGCGAAAGCAAAUUAUAUACGAAAUCAUAAUUUAGGUGGUGUUGCUUUAAUCGAUUUGAGUUUAGAUGAUAUACACGGUGUGUGUAAUGGUGAAAAAUUUCCCAUAUUGAAAUCAAUUAGAUUAAGAUUGACUGAAACACAUUCUUGAGAAAACUGCAAAAUUUUUAUAAAUAAUUGUUUCUUUUUAAUGUAAUUUUUUGUAUUUGCAAUAUGUGUUAUUGAAUACUAAAUAUACCCAGUGUGCUU
Molecule: messenger RNA, 1411 nt
Organism: Lucilia sericata (common green bottle fly)
Lineage: Eukaryota; Metazoa; Arthropoda; Insecta; Diptera; Calliphoridae
Product: chitinase-like protein Idgf3
Exons: 4
Coding region: 15-1313 (432 amino acids)
Biological process (GO): chitin catabolic process; carbohydrate metabolic process
Cellular component (GO): extracellular region
Molecular function (GO): chitin binding
Source: RefSeq, a predicted model, not a curated record